This is a messenger RNA of Seriola aureovittata, 1672 nucleotides long. It is a transcript of the gene vti1b, whose product is annotated as vesicle transport through interaction with t-SNAREs 1B. Gene Ontology annotation, biological process: Golgi to vacuole transport; intra-Golgi vesicle-mediated transport; retrograde transport, endosome to Golgi. Lineage: Eukaryota; Metazoa; Chordata; Actinopteri; Carangiformes; Carangidae. Gene Ontology annotation, molecular function: SNARE binding; SNAP receptor activity. The record is from RefSeq and is a predicted model, not a curated record. Bases 165 to 848 code for a protein of 227 amino acids. The transcript is spliced from 6 exons. Gene Ontology annotation, cellular component: SNARE complex; Golgi apparatus; ER to Golgi transport vesicle membrane.
GCACUUAGUCACGAGGCCCAUCAUGCGGAAGAGUCGCGGGGAUCUGAUUAACAUCAAAGCAAAACCACAGGAUUCAUUUACUGUUGUGACCAUUAUCGGUGGUUUGUUUUACCGCAAAAGACGAAGCGGUUUCUAAAGAAACAGCGGCGGACAGCUGGUUCAACAUGUCGUCGGAGGAGUUCGAGAAAAUGCACGAAAUCUACCGAUCUCUGUACGAAGAGCUCAAGCUAAUCCCAGACAGAGCUCUGAAGAGCCACGGAGAGGAGAGGAAGAGGUUGGUGAGGACCUUCGAUGAGCGGCAGGGGGAGGCUGAGGAAGUGUUGCAAGGAAUGGAAGAAGAGCUGCGCGCUGCCCCUCCUUCCUAUCGAAACGCCAUGGGUACAAAGCUGCGCCUGUACCGCCGGGAUAUGGGCAAGCUUCAGAGGGACAUGAAAACAUCUGCUCCCGGCUUUGGCUCUUCUUCUCAGGCAGUAGGAGAAAGUCAUCAUGGCAUCUAUUCAUCACAAAAUCAGCAAAGUACACACUUGCAGUCCCAGAGAGCCUUGCUGCUCCAGGGCACAGAGUCUCUGAACAACGCCAGCCAGAGUAUUGAACGAAGCCAACGCCUCGCUGCGGAGACGGAGCACAUCGGUACAGACAUCAUCGAAGAGCUGGGAGAGCAGCGGGAACAGCUGGACCGCACCAGAAACAGAUUGGUGAACACUGGAGAGAACCUCAGCCGAAGUCGAAAAAUCCUCCGUGCCAUGUCGCGGCGGCUGAUGACGAACAAGUUGCUUUUAGGUGUCAUCAUUUUAAUGGAGCUGGCCAUCCUGGGCGCUGUGGUUUACCUCAAGUUCUUCCGACGAUGAGCAAACUACCCAUCCUGAAAAAGAGUGUCAGCUCUGGAUCCGGGACAAACCCGGAUUCUCUACAUCUGUCCCCAUUGACUAUUCACUAGCAAUAAUGCUGUUCUGCUGUAUUCAGCCAACUGUUUCUGUGAGUGCAAACAAGGACAAAGAAGUGAUUCAGUAAGUGAACGUUUACUGAGAGACGAUUCUGUCCCUGGCCGGGUGAUGUCCAUUUGACAAGAAUAACAUAUUGUUGAACCUGUUAAUGGACCGAACCCACAGGAGCUCCGUGGUCAAACUGUGAACUGAGAUUUGCACUGUUUGCUCAGACUGUUUUCUCCAGUGAUGCCCUGCAGGACGAUGUGCUGGACUUGGCUGCUACAGAUCCCACAGAUCGUUCUCUGUGAGGUUUCAGUCGAGACUCAGUCCCCCGUGUGAAGACUCUGUGAAGUGAUACUGACGCACAGCAGUUCUGUGAGUUUUAUAAAUUCUCACAGUGGGAUGACUGUUAGUAUUCAGCACCAUUCUAUUGUUGAUUAUCUUUAUAAAACUAACAGUAUGUGAUAAAAUGGCACCAGCUAUCUGUUUUUCUAGUGUCUUCAUGCACAGUAUCCAGAUGGUUGGAUUGAGUUGAUUUUUCCAAAUCUGAGAUGUGAGGAAGAAUUUGUCAGUCAGAGGUGUGAACAGAGAAAAAGUUGGGGGGGGGGGCUCUUAACACAGAUACUAUGUUCUUAAAGGUCAAUAAUGUUGUUUAAUCUCUGUAUAAUUCAAACAUCAUUGUUAGAAAUAGGGUUCAGUGUUCUUUAUUUGACAUUUACACAUCAUUAAAGCUAAUCUUUAACCUC